Schistocerca nitens (vagrant locust) is the source of this 1917-nucleotide messenger RNA. RefSeq lists its product as uncharacterized. The transcript is spliced from 5 exons. Gene Ontology annotation, molecular function: zinc ion binding. Bases 232 to 1917 code for a protein of 561 amino acids. The record is from RefSeq and is a predicted model, not a curated record. NCBI's taxonomy places the organism in Eukaryota, Metazoa, Arthropoda, Insecta, Orthoptera, Acrididae.
UAAGUGCCCACAAGACGACUGUAGCCAUUCCUUAAAUACAUUGGCUAGUUUGAGAGCACAUGUGGAGGAAAAGCACAUGGUUCGAACUGCGGAUGAAAAGAUUGUAUUCCAGUCAAUGGACGGAAUCUGGUGCAAUGUUGUAGUGCAAAGCUUCUUUCAGUUCAUAUGAAAGGAUCAUUUGUAUUAACGGCCUAGUCUUAGAAGGCAAAGUCGCAAUCUUUGUAGUCCACAAUGGACUUUCUAAAAUGGAAGUCCAAAGAGGAGAAGUUAGCGAGAUGUAGCUUUGUGAUGCAUGGUGGUGCGAAGCAUGUGAAGGGUGCCACCAAAAUCACAUAUGUAUGUCACAGAUCUGGGAUAUUCAUAUCUCGGUCAAAGGGCAAGAGGCUACUGAAGUCUCAAGGCAGUAACAAAAUGGGUGGCCACUGCACGUCUGCCAUAGAGGUCAGCCAAGAAAAAACUGGAAAGUGUACUUGUGUUUAUUUUAAAACACAUUUCGGCCAUGAACUGAAUAUUGGUUUUCUGCACCUUAGUAAAUCUGAAAGGGAGAUUAUUGCGGGGAAAAUUGCUGAGGGUGUGACGUUCCAGAGGAUUUUGGAUGACGUGAGAGAUUCCAUACAUUGUGAGGAGGUUAAGAGACUGCACCUCCUUACUCGGAAGGAUCUUCACAAUAUCAAAAGGGAGAAAGCAGGAGUUAUCAAAUCAACUGUGUUUAUGUCAGACGACACAAAUGUUUUUCGAUGUGCUUGGGCAGGUGUAAUGGGUCUGGCAGAACACAAUUUGCUAUGUACGUGGCAUAUUGACCGCAGCUGGAGAAGCAACUUGAGGAAAGUGCAUGGUGGCCCAAACAAGCAAACGCAGGUUUACAAAGCUUUGCGUAUGCUGUUAGAAGAAGCAGAUAUAGAAAAGUUCAGUGAGUUGCUAGAGUUGUUUGAGAGGGAGCUACAAGAGGACGAAGACACAAGAGAAUUUGGAAUGUAUUUCACAAAUCAUUACGGAUUCAGGCCCCAACAUUGGGCGUAUUGUUAUCGCUGUAAUUUAAACAUAAACACAAACAUGCAUCUGGAAGCCAUGCAUAGAGUAUUAAAGUACUGCUACCUUGAUGGCAAGACCAAUAAUAGACUGGACAAGUUGCUGCUGGUACUAAUGAAAUUAGUAAGAGACAAAUCUUUUGAAAGAAUUAUUAAGCUCUACAAGGGUGGACAUACUCAUCGAAUAGAGAAAAUUCAAGAACGGCAUAGAGAAUCCAAAAAAAUUGACAGAGGCCAAAUCACGGCCAAUAGUGAUGGCAAACGAUUUUAUGUGAAAUCUCAAUCAACAAGUGGCAUCACAUACACUGUUACUUUAAAAGCACUAGAAUGCAACCUCAGUUGCAGACUUUUGUGUUGCACUUGUAAUAUUUGCAUUCACAGUUUCUCUUGCUGUUGUCCGGACAAUUUAAUAAAUCUGAACAUUUGUAAACACAUUCAUGCUGUAUCAAUGACAUAUGACUUACAUUUCAGUAAAACAGUCAAAGAUAAAGAAACCACUUCGAUAGAACAGGCAUCUGCUAUUUUGUCCUCAAUGAAAAAGCAAAAUGAUGAGGCAACUGCUUCGCGGGGAACACAGUUGAAAGCUAAAUUAAAAGUCCUGCUAAACCAUGUCGACUCAUUAGAUACUGAAACGGAAGAGACAGUGGAAAAAGCAGUUGACCAUUUGCUGUCACUUGUUAACUCUCGCUCCAAGAAAGAAGGUCCACACUGUGCCAGCAAUGAGAAGGUGCAAGUGCAACGCACAUCUAAUAAACAGAACUUCAGUCCAAAAAGUUUGUUUGGUAAACAAACCCUGGCUGAAAAGUCGAAUGUUGCAAGUGCUUUGCAACCCGACAGUGAAGUGUUGAGUGUGCAUGUUGGCUUUGAUCACACAUACUCUAAAAAUUAA